GCCGAAGCCGAGCGGCCGCGGUGGGGGCAGCCCGGCCGGGGCGGCUGAGGGCGGGCGCACGGUGCCGACCAGCACCCAAGGCAGCCGGUACCGGGGGCUGGGCCAGGAACGGGGACCGGGACCGUGGGUCGGACCGGACAGAGGGGACCGGGGUAGUGCCAGGGAGCGGGUCCCGGGAGCGGGGCUGUGCCAAGGGGACGGAGCAGGUGCGGAUUCCGGCGGCACAGCCUUAGAAUAACGAGGGUCCUCGGUGCGAGGGAGAGCGGGAGGAGAGAAAGGACCGGGACUGGGAGAGGGGGGUCCCCGAUCCCAACAGGCGGUGACAGGAGAGGUCCCAGGACCAGAAUCGCUGCGUUCGGAUGGGAUAAGGGGAGGUUCCGGUACCGGAGCGCACUGCGGGGACCGUGGAGAGGAGGCGGCAUCAGCGUUUGGGAUUUAGACGGGAAGGGGGAGCAAGCUCGGGGUAAGAUCCCGGUGCCGGUCCUGGGGCAGCCUCAGGAGCCCGGCGUCCAGUGCCAGCGCAGUGCCCGGAGCCGGGUGCCGGUGCCCGGUGCUGGGACGCAGCUCUGCGAGGGCUUUCCCUGAGGCUCGGGCUGGGUCGGGGGCUCCCCCGGAGCGGGGUGCAGCUCCGGGCGGGGGGUGCCGAUACCGUGGGCGCGCAACCGGCGGCGCUCCGAGUGGGUGGCGGCACCGGCGGGGGGGUACGGGGGGGCGGUCAGUCGUCCCGAGCGGCCGCGGAUCCCGCAGCAAGGACGGGACCGUGGGUGUGAGAAGGAAACGGCGCCGACCCGCCCCUGGCACCGCGACCAUCUAAAAGCCCCGGGGCCGCCACACCGGGACCAUGCCCGCCCCAGCCGCCCGUGCCCCCGGUGACUGAGCGGGACCCGCGGAGGCAGCGGAGCCCGGCGGGCGGGAUGCCCCGGUGGAGGCCGCUCGCCCUCGUCCUGCUCGGGCUCGCCGCCUGCCUGCUGGCCGCGCCGGUGCUGGGCUGCGGCCCGGGUCGGGGUCCGGUGGGUCGGCGGCGGCUGGGGCGGCGGCAGCUUUCGCCUCUGCUCUACAAGCAGUUCGUGCCCAACGUGCCCGAGCAGACGCUGGGGGCGAGCGGGAAGGCGGAGGGCAAAGUGCUGCGGGGCUCGGAGCGCUUCAGGGACCUGGUGCCCAACUACAACCCCGACAUCAUCUUCAAGGACGAGGAGAACACGGGGGCGGACCGGCUCAUGACCGAGCGCUGCAAGGAGCGUGUGAACUCGCUGGCCAUCGCGGUGAUGAACAUGUGGCCGGGGGUGAAGCUGCGGGUGACAGAGGGCUGGGAUGAGGACGGGCAUCACCUCCCCGACUCUCUGCACUACGAGGGCCGGGCGCUGGAUAUCACCACAUCCGACCGUGACCGCCACAAGUACGGCAUGCUGGCACGCCUGGCUGUGGAGGCUGGCUUCGACUGGGUCUACUAUGAGUCCAAGGCACACAUCCAUGUCUCUGUCAAAGCAGAUAACUCGCUGGCCAUCCGCACCGGUGGCUGCUUUCCCGGCCACGCCACCGUGACGCUGGAGAGCGGCGAGCGCCGGGGCCUGGCUGAGCUGCGCCAGGGUGACUGGGUGCUGGGCGCCGAGCCAGGCGGGCGCCUGGUGCCCACCGAGGUGCUGCUCUUCCUCGACCGGGACCUGGGCCAACGCGCCUCCUUCGUGGCCAUCGAGACGGCCAGCCCAGCGCACCGGCUGCUCCUCACCCCGUCCCACCUGGUAUUCGCGGCCCGCGGGGCGGCCAACGGCUCCGCCGCCUUCCUGCCCAUCUUCGCUCGCCGCGUGCGCCCCGGUGACGCCGUGCUGGCCCACGGGGCUGGCGGGCAGGGGCUGCGCCCCACGAGGGUGCUGAGGGUCUCUCGGGAGGACGGCGUGGGGGUCUUUGCCCCUCUCACCUCCCACGGCACCUUGCUGGUCAAUGGGGUGCUGGCAUCCUGCUAUGCCGUCCUGGAGAGCCACCGCUGGGCCCACCGGGCUUUUGCCCCCCUCCGCCUGUUCCACGGGCUCCUCUCGCUGCUGCCGGCCCACCCCGAGGUGGGCAAUGGGACGGUGCCGGAGGUGGGCAUGCACUGGUACUCCCGCCUGCUCUACCGCCUGGCUGGGGGUGUGCUGGGCCAGGAGACCCUGCAGGUGUAGGGGUUCCUGCCCCCCCAGUUAGCACAUGGCAGGAGAUGCCGCACACUGGAAACGGGGGGCUCCAGCCCUGGGCACCCCUCGGACCCGGGGAGGAGGGACAGGGGCACCCCCCGUGCUGUGGGGAGGUUGGGGCUCAGCCCUGCCCUGGGGUGAUGGAGUGUCCAGGGGUGGCCCAGGGACCUGGCUCAGCCCUGUUCUGUGUCCCAGAGCCCCCCACAGCUGGGUCCUCACACCCGGACCCCCACAUGCUCUCCUGGUAUUUAUUGCUUUAUUAACCACUGCGCUGGGGCCGGGGUUGGUGCCUGUCAAACCACAUCUCAGCACCACCAAACCCUGUCCUGGGGCCAAAUCCAGCUGGGAGGAUGCCAAAAACACCCCACCACCAAGCACUUGGCAGCAGUUCCUGCCUGUCCCCCUGCUCUGGGUCUGUCCCUGUCACCCACAGUGUCCCUGUCCCUGCACCACAGGGUGGCUGGACAGGGUGUCUGCCGUGAGCACCGGGUGUCUGCCGUGGGCAUGGGCACCCCGUGCCAGGUCCAACUCUAACUAUGCUAACCGCUAACCCACCCUGCUUGAGAGUUUUAUUUUUCUAUUUAUAAAUGGUAAUAUAAAUGUCCCCCAUGCCUGCCUGUCCCAGCAGCGAGGCUCACCCCACGGGGCAGGGGGCAGCCUGCUUUUAACCACUUCAGUUUAAAAAAACAAAAGAAAUACUACUAUUUAAUUGUUUGGGAAAAUAAAGAAAUAUGGCCCUAUUGAAA
This is a messenger RNA of Parus major (Great Tit), 2914 nucleotides long. RefSeq names its product desert hedgehog signaling molecule (gene DHH). The record is from RefSeq and is a predicted model, not a curated record. Bases 915 to 2156 code for a protein of 413 amino acids. NCBI's taxonomy places the organism in Eukaryota, Metazoa, Chordata, Aves, Passeriformes, Paridae. Gene Ontology annotation, molecular function: calcium ion binding; patched binding. Gene Ontology annotation, biological process: protein autoprocessing; cell fate specification; multicellular organism development. The transcript has 3 exons.